CCCUCAGGCUCUCCCCAGCCCCCCCACACCACACCUGCAGCCAUGAAUGGCGGUCGCAGUAUUUGGGCUAUCACUCCAGAGGAGAGGGACAAACAUGACAAGCAGUUUGACACCCUCUCCCCCACCCUGGGCUAUGUGUCAGGAGACCAGGCGCGCAAGUUCUUCCUGCAGUCCGGCCUACCCUCGGCUGUGCUGGCGGAAAUAUGGGCGCUGGCGGACAUGAACAAGGACGGGAAGAUGGACCGGCUGGAGUUCUCCAUCGCCAUGAAGCUGAUCAAGAUGAAGCUGCAGGGCCAGGCCCUGCCCUCCGCGCUGCCCAUCAUCAUGAAGCAGCCGCCGGUGCCCGUGCCGUCGCCCAUGGUGACGUCAUCGUCCCGCUUCGGGAUGGGGUCCAUGCCAAACCUCUCCAUGAUGCCCGCCAUGCCCGCCCUGCUGACGCCCAUGCCUAUGACCACCUCCAUGACCUCCAUGAGCGCCAUGGGGGGCAUGACGCCGCUGGUGCCCGCCGGGAUGCCCCUGCCCAUGCCGCUGCUGCCCUCCCUCAGCACGCCGGCGCUGCCCAACGGGACGGCCGGCGUCCUGCAGCCCACCCCCGUCUCCGUCGCCGCCGCUCUCCCGCUCUCCAACUCCUUCUCCUCCUCCCCGCUGGGAUUCGGCACGGGGAUGACCAAGACACAAUCCCUGCUGGACCUGGGCUCGAGCAGCUCAAACUCUUCAUCCACCACCUCUCUGGCCAGCAACUCUCCCAAGGUGGGAGCCACUGACUGGGCGGUGCCACAGUCAUCCCGGCUAAAGUACCGGCAGCAGUUCAAUACGCUGGACAAGCAGAUGAGCGGGUACCUCUCAGGUACUCAGGUCAAGAAUGCCCUGGCAAUGACAAACCUCACUCAGACCCAGCUGGCUACCAUUUGGAACUUGGCAGACGUGGACAAAGACGGGCAGCUGAAGGCGGACGAGUUCAUCCUGGCAAUGCACCUGGUGGACAUGGCCAAAACGGGCCAGCCGCUGCCCCUCACGCUGCCCGCCGACCUGGUGCCACCCUCCCUCAGAGGUGCGAAGUCGGGUGAGGCUGUGAACGGGACCAUGCCGCCCCUCUACCUUGGAAUCCCAGAGGAGGUGGAGGCUGAGCCUCCUCAAAAGGCCAAGACCAACGUGUCGUUCGAAGACAAGCUGAAGGAGAACUUCCAGCGGGGCAACGCGGAGCUGGAGAAGCGGCGGCAGGCCCUGCAGGAGCAGCAGCGGCGCGAGGAGGAGCGGCGGGCUCAGAAGGCCCGGGAGGAGCAGGAGCGCCGGGACAGGGAGGCGCGCGAGCUGGAGGCCAGGAGGAAGGCGGAGGAGGAGCGGCGGCUGGAGCGCCAGCGCGAGAUGGAGAGGCAGAAGGAGGAGGAGCGGCUGAAGGAGCUGGAGAGGAAGGAGGCGGCGAAGCAGGAGCUGGAGCGUCAGAGGAAGCUGGAGUGGGAGCGGAGGAAGAGGGAGGAGCUGCUGAGGCAGAAGGGCCAGGAGCAGGAGGACAUCGCCCGGCUCAAGGCCAAGAAGAAGAGCCUGGAGCUGGAGCUGGAGGCUGUGGGCGACAAGCACAAGCAGAUCUCGAACCGGCUCCGGGACGCCCAGAGCAAGAGGAAGAUCCAGAAGAGCGAGCUGGACCUGGUGAACCAGAACCGGGACAUCCGCAUCUUGGAGAUCAACACCCUGCAGCAGCAGUUUGAGGAUUGUCAGAAGAAGCUCUCUCAGCUGGUCCCUGAGCAACACAGGCUGAGUGACAGACUACGCAACCUGAGGCUCAACAACUUGCCCACCACGGCGAUGGGCACCGUGAAGAGGAACGCCUCGGAGAAGGAGCUGACGUGCCGGAAGCUGAAGGAGCAGCUGGACGCGCUGGAGAAGGAGACGUCGGCCAAGCUGUCCGAGAUGGAGCAGUACAACAAGGACAUCAAGGAGCUCAGAGAGAGCCAGAGCAAGCAGCAGACGGCCCUGGACAAGCUGUACAGGGUGAAGGAGGAGAAGCUCCGCGAGCUCCGGAGACGCAGGGAGGAGGAGCUGGAGAGGAAGAGGAGGGAGGAGGAGGAGGCCGUCAGGCAAGCAAAGCUGGAGAAGGAGCGCCAGUGGAGGGAGAAGCUGCAGCGGGACGAGGAGGAGCGCCAGAGGAGGCUGCAGGAGGAGCGGGAGGCCAGGCAGAGGGAGGAGGAGGCGCGGGAGACCCAGGCCCGCCUCCGCGCCGCCCUGGAGCAAGCGGAGCGUGACCGGCGUGCAGCGGAGGAGGAGGAGCAGCGGAGGAAGGAGGAGGCGGAGCGGAGAGAGGAGGAGAGGCGGAGGGAGGAGGAGAGGAGGAGGAAAGAGGAGGAGAGGAGGGCGGAGGAGAGGAGGAGGCUGGAGGAGCAGAGGUUGGAGGAGGAGAGGCGGCGGGAGGAGCGCAGGCGGGCGGAGGAGGAGAGGAGGAGGCUGGAGGAGGAGCGGCGAGAGGAGGAGAAGAGGCGUGAGAAGGAGGAGGAGGACAGGCGGAGGCAGCGCGCGCAGGAGGCAGCCAUCCGGGACGCGGAGGAGAGGAAGAGGCAGGAGGAGGAGAAGAAGAAGUGGGAGGAGGAGAGGAGGAGACAAGAAGAGGAGAGGAGAAAAAGAGAGGAGGAGGAGAGGAGGAAAAGGGAGGAGGAGAGGAGAAGGCAGGAAGAGGAGAGGAGGAGACAGGAGGAGGAGAGGAGGAGACAGGAAGAAGAGAGGCGGAGACUUGAGGAUGAGAGGCGGAGACAGGAAGAAGAGAAGCGGAGAAAGCAGCAGGAAGAGGAGAAGCGGAGAAAGCAGCAGGAAGAGGAGAAGCGGAGAAAGCAGCAAGAAGAGGAGGUGGCCAGGCAGAGGGAGGAGGCAGCCAGGCAGCAGAAAUUACAGCAGCAGCAAAGCAGUGCCAAAGCAGAAAUCCAGGAGAAGCUCUCUGCCCUUUUUAAGGGCUUAGAGGAACGAAAAGCUGGUCUCCAGCCCCUCGCAUCGGCACACAGAAAAUCUGCAGCCCUCGCCACCUACAGAGCUCUCUACCCUUUUGCCGCCAGGAACGCAGACGAGCUGACCUUUGAGGCCGAUGACCUGAUAGAGGUGGACGAGACAACAGAGGGAGAGCCAGGUUGGUUGUACGGUAGUCACCAGGGAAAGAUGGGCUGGUUCCCCGCGAGCUACGUAGAGAAGCAAGCCAAGCCAGAGGCCUCGCCCACGGCCAAACAGGCCCUCCUGCCUCAGACGUCAUUGGCUGGCAAGCCAGAAGCAGAGAACAGCGGCACUGCAGGCGUCCCGGGCGGUGCGGGUCAGAACUCAGCCUUCACCCCCACCCACGCCCCGACGUCAGCGUCCGCAGAGCACGGACAGGUGGUGGGCAAUGUCAAGGCCCAGGCGCUGUGCUCGUGGACGGCCAAGACGGACAGCCACCUGAACUUCUCCAAGGACGACGUGAUCGCGGUGCUGGAGCAGCAGGAGAACUGGUGGCUGGGCGAGCUUAACGGCGUCCAGGGCUGGUUCCCCAAGACCUACGUCACACUGCUGACCGCCAGCGAGUCCAGCACAGAGCCCAUUUAUUCUGCUGUAGAUGGUUAUGACAUACCAGAAACUGCCCAGCAAGAAGAAUACGUGGCCCUGUACACCUAUGAGAGCCCAGAACCCGGGGACCUGACCUUCAACGAGGGGGACGUCAUCUUGGUGACGGAGAGAGAGGGGGAGUGGUGGAGGGGCAGUAUCGGGGACAGGAGCGGACUUUUCCCCUCCAACUAUGUCAAGCCGAAGGAGACAGAUACCUCCAGCAACACCGGCAAAGCUGGAGCUUCCAGCAAAAAGCCUGAGAUCGCCCAAGUGACAGCCGCAUACACAGCCACAGGGACGGAGCAGCUAAGCCUGUCGCCCGGACAACUCAUCCGCAUCCUCGCCAAGAACCCCUCUGGCUGGUGGCAGGGGGAGCUGCAGGCCAGAGGUAAAAAACGUCAGACGGGGUGGUUCCCUGCCUCCCAUGUCAAAAUCUUGGGCCCCAACAGCGGGAAGUCGACGCCAGCGCCCAUCCCACUCUGCCAGGUCAUCGCCAUGUACGACUACAAGGCUGCCAACGAGGAUGAGAUGAGCUUCUCCAAGGGUCAGCUGAUCAACGUCCUGGAGAAGGACGAUGCCGAUUGGUGGAAAGGGGAGGUCAACGGGGUCACGGGCCUGUUCCCCACCAACUAUGUCAAGAUGACUACCGAGUCCGACCCCAGCCAACAAUAUUGCGCCGAUCUGCAGAGCCUGGACACCAUGAGCCCACAGGAGAGGAAGAGACAGGGCUACAUCCACGAGCUGAUCCAGACGGAGGAGCGCUACAUGGAAGACCUGCAGCUGGUACUGGAGGUCUUUUAUAAGCCCAUGUCUGAGUCGGGUCGUCUGACGGACGUGGAGCUGAGCAUGAUAUUCGUCAACUGGAAGGAGCUCAUCAUGUCCAACACCAAGCUGCUGAAGGCCCUGCGGGUGAGGAAGAAGACAGGCGGGGAGAAGAUGCCGGUGCAGAUGAUCGGGGACAUCCUGGCUGCGGAGCUCUCCCACAUGCAGGCCUACAUCCGCUUCUGCAGCUGCCAGCUCAACGGCGCCGCCCUGCUGCAGCUCAAGACCGACCAGGAGCCCGAGUUCAAGGACUUCCUCAAGAAAAUCGCCACUGACUACCGCUGCAAGGGCAUGCCGCUGUCCAGCUUCCUGCUGAAACCCAUGCAGAGGAUCACCCGCUACCCGCUCAUCAUCAAGAACAUCCUGGAGUGCACCCCGGAGUCGCACGUGGACCACGGGCAGCUGCGGGAGGCGCUGGAGAGGGCCGAGGAGCUCUGCUCGCAGGUGAACGAGGGCGUGAGGGAGAAGGAGAACUCGGACCGGCUCGAGUGGAUCCAGACUCACGUGCAGUGCGAGGGGGUGACUGAGCAUCUGGUCUUCAACUCCCUGACUAACUGCCUGGGUCCCCGCAAGCUGCUCCACAGCGGGAAGGUGUACAAGACCAAGAGCAACAAGGAGCUCUACGCCUUCCUGUUCAACGAUUUCCUGCUGCUCACGCACACCGCCAAGCAGUUCUCCUCCUCGGGGCCGGACAAGCUCUUCAGCCCCAAGAGCAACACACAGUUCAAGAUGUACAAGACUCCGGUGUUCCUGAACGAGGUCCUUGUCAAGAUGCCCUCUGACCCCUCCAGCGAUGAACCCAUCUUCCACAUCUCCCACAUCGACCGCGUUUAUACCCUCAAGACCGAGAACAUCAACGAGAGGACGGCCUGGGUUCAGAAGAUCAAAACCGCAUCAGAGAACUUCAUUGAGACUGAGAAGAAGAAGCGAGAAAAAGCAUAUCAAGCACGCUCCAUGAAGGCCAGCGGAAUCGGACGCCUCCUGGUCACCAUCUUGGAGGCCACUGAGCUGAAGUCCUGCAAGCCCAAUGGAAAGAGUAACCCCUACUGUGAGGUGACCAUGGGAGCGCAGUGCUAUACCUCGCGAACCCUGAACGACACGCUCAACCCCAAGUGGAACUUCAACUGCCAGUUCUUCAUCAAAGACCUGUACCAGGACGUCCUGUGCAUCACCCUCUUUGAGAGAGACCAGUUCUCUCCUGAUGAUUUUCUGGGUCGCACGGAGGUUCCCGUGGCAACCAUCAAGAAGGAGCUCGAGAACAAGGGCCCGGCGACCCGCCGCCUGCUGCUGCACGAGGUCCCGACGGGGGAGGUAUGGGUGCGGCUCGACCUGCAGCUCUUCGACCAGAAAACGCACAAAUGAAGCAGCGACACGGCCACAGACCCCGCCCCCCUACCCCCACUGCCAGCGCCGAGUGACCAAUAAGGAAACCUGGGCUUCAUUUGGCCACUCCCUCCCACUGCCAUGACCUGGCAGCCUCUCAACUACUGUGGAGCGCGUCAUUGGCUGAUGGCGUAGCUGAACCGGCCCCAGCACUGAAAGGGUCGUACGCUAGUGAUUCUGUCUUGCUCCUCUCUGUAACCACAGCCACUGUGACGUUGCCAAGUGCUUUUGUAUAUGGAGGCCAUACCAGAAAGGUACACUGUAUAUUUCAGAAACUAUGAUUAUUUAAGGAUUUUUCUUGUCUAUACAUCUCGAAGGAUUGUGGAAUGUAAUAUGCACCUGAAGCAGAGAGAGGUCAGGAAAGUCUUGUUUGGCCACAACUGUUGUUUACCACUGGCUAUGAGACUAUCUCAGGAUUGAAUUUUUCCCACAAACAAGGACCUGUCUACAUCCUACUACAUCCAAUCAAUAUCUGCUUCUGUGAUGGCAUUCUGCACUGAUCAGUUUCUCCAGUAGAAUUAGGAGCCUUUUUCUGUUCGACUGUAUCAUGAGCAGCACAAACCUUUUCAAUGCCUCAGUCAAUGUUGACAUUUUGACCCGUUUUUAGAUGAAAGAUGUAGUUUUAGUUUGCAAACUGAGUUCUGCCUUAUCUAAUGUUGUGUAUGUAGCUUUUCUUCUCGGGGCCGUUCCCAGACAUGUUUUGGUAGUGCUGCCACUGGUCUAUUGUGUACUUAAUAGUCAAUGCCAACAAACUUUAAGGUAAAUUCUGUAUGUACCAGGUAAAUGUUUUGGCUGGUUUUGCUGAAGGCUUUGAGGAGAGAAAUCACAUAAAAUUUUAUUUGAGAUGCAUGGUGAUGUGGUUAAAGAAAGAUUCAUGGUGAUUCCAUGUGUUUAAUCGCUAGUAAAUUGCAUUCGGCAUAGAGUUUUAUUUAUUUUAAUUUAUGUUUAUGAUCUCUCCAACGCUUGUCAAAUAAAUUUUCAAAUCCUGGGCUUUAUAUGAAAA
Megalops cyprinoides (Indo-Pacific tarpon) is the source of this 6763-nucleotide messenger RNA. It is a transcript of the gene itsn2b, whose product is annotated as intersectin 2b. The record is from RefSeq and is a predicted model, not a curated record. Bases 43 to 5739 code for a protein of 1898 amino acids. The transcript has 38 exons. Gene Ontology annotation, biological process: positive regulation of Rho protein signal transduction; intracellular signal transduction. Gene Ontology annotation, molecular function: guanyl-nucleotide exchange factor activity; calcium ion binding; protein binding. Lineage: Eukaryota; Metazoa; Chordata; Actinopteri; Elopiformes; Megalopidae.